Messenger RNA from Nezara viridula (southern green stink bug), 897 nucleotides. NCBI's taxonomy places the organism in Eukaryota, Metazoa, Arthropoda, Insecta, Hemiptera, Pentatomidae. The record is from the annotation of a GenBank genome assembly.
AAAUUGGAUCAACAACAGGAUUAAUAUGUCAUGAUUGUUGGAUUUUUUAGGUUUUGGUGGCGCCAAAUAUUUGGCUUGGCUUCCUCAGAUGAGUAGCGAGGGUCCCGGGAGACGCCCCAAAUGUGCUCGAUGUAGAAACCACGGUAUCAUCAGCUGGCUUAAGGGCCACAAGAAGGAUUGUCCAUAUUCGACAUGCUCCUGUGCGAAGUGUGGUCUCAUCGCAGAGAGGCAGCGGGUCAUGGCGAAACAGGUUGCAUUAAAGAGACAACAGGCGGCAGAAGACAGCUUGGCCAUCGGAGUGACGGAAGCAGUGACGGGCAAGAAGUUUUGUUACCUUCCCCCGGGCCCGAUUCUAUCCACUCUACCUCAGCCUAAGCAAGAGACCUUAAUACGGGAAGAAGAGCGUUCAGUAAAUCGUAAAUCCAGCAUCGAUAUGCUCAUGAAGUUGUUUCCAGACAGAAAGAGAUCGGUCCUGGAGUUAGUGUUCAACAGGUGUGAUGAACAGCUCAUGCAGGCCAUUGAGCUCUGCCUAUCCUCAUUUAAAGAAGUGGAACGCAUUCCGGUUGGAAGUGCCGAGUUUUCAGCAUUCUCUCCACCUGUUGCUCACCAGUCUUCGAAGCAGGUUUCACCCCCUAACCCAACUAACUAUGUCAAGCAUUACCCUUGUGUACCUCCUUUGCAGAUGCCGUUUCCAGGUUACCCGUUCUACCCGCCUGGUUUCCAGUUCAGUUCUUUGCUCAUGCCACCACCUCCCUACGAUCACUACGAACAUUGUGAACAGUGCAAUAAAAAAGAAUAAUAAUUGUUUUAUUAAAUAAUUCGACGUCAUUUAUUUAUUAUAAAGAGCUUUAAUGAUUAUAAAUCAAAUUUAUUUCCUAUUUUAAUGUUACAUCGAAC